UUGAACAUUGUUACUAAUUGACUAAGUACCGCUGUGUCAUCAGCCCAUGCUUUCAUUAGCUUCUCACUUGCCGCGUCUCCUCCCAUGCAUCUUUCUCUGUUUUUCUUUACAUGCUUGAUUUGCUAACAUCUACGUGCGUACACUAUAUAUACACAUAUGCUAUGCUAUGCUAUGCUAUGCAUGUCCCUUGACAUACACUUGCAUUGUAGUAUCCCAAGUGCUUUUCGAAGCUCUAUAAUAGCCAUUUGCUUUUAGCUUUCCUUGACAGUGUUUUUGCAGAGAGAGAGAGAGAGAGAGAGAGUAAUGGCAUCAGGACAGGACCGAGCCAAACUCGACGCUAGGGCGAAGCAGGGAGAGACUGUUGUUCCUGGUGGCACUGGUGGCAAGAGCCUCGAAGCUCAACAACAUCUUGCUGAAGGGAGGAGCCGAGGAGGGCAGACUAGGAAGGAGCAACUAGGAACAGAAGGGUAUCAGGAACUGGGACACCGAGGAGGGCAGACGAGGAAAGAGCAACUUGGAACAGAAGGGUAUCAAGAGAUGGGUCGGAAAGGAGGGCUGAGCACCACCGAGAAGUCCGGUGGAGAGAGAGCAGAAGAGGAAGGGAUCGAGAUUGACGAGUCCAAGUUCAGAACAACAAAUCCAUAGAUGCUGUAUUCUCUAGUAGUUUUUGUAGUUUGUUAUCUCUACAUGUCCUCGUAUCUUAAGAGCCAUAUGUGGUGGCACUAGUUUGUUUCUAGUAAUAAUAGACUUACUAAAUAUUCAGAUAAAUAUUCUCAAUCUAAAUUCAUGAUCCUGUUGUUCUCUGGAUAGA
Molecule: messenger RNA, 811 nt
Organism: Camellia sinensis
Lineage: Eukaryota; Viridiplantae; Streptophyta; Magnoliopsida; Ericales; Theaceae
Gene: EM1
Product: Stress induced protein
Biological process (GO): response to abscisic acid
Cellular component (GO): cytosol
Source: RefSeq, a predicted model, not a curated record